AUGAGCAGUAUGGAGAAGAGACUGUCUGAAUUAAAGACCGAGCUCGCGAAAUGUGAUAAGGUCUUGACGUUCUUCAGGAACAGCGCAAGGACUGAAGUUACGAGGUUAGUGGACGAGAUACAAGACCGCAAGACCAGGAUAUUGGAAGAGAUGUCGGUGGUCAAGUCUGUGAUAGCACGCCCAAAAGGAUUCCCAAAGAAAAAAAUCGAGAAAUAUGUUAGCGUUGCUUCAGGAGUGAUGAUUUUUUGA
This is a messenger RNA of Guillardia theta CCMP2712, 249 nucleotides long. RefSeq lists its product as hypothetical. The transcript has 3 exons. The coding region runs from base 1 to 249 and encodes 82 amino acids. NCBI's taxonomy places the organism in Eukaryota, Cryptophyceae, Pyrenomonadales, Geminigeraceae. The record is from RefSeq and is a predicted model, not a curated record.